GGGCGUCGGCGAAGUUUUAAAAGCUGUAGUAAGUGAGAUUGUGACCAAAUCAUAGGCAGGACUGGGUACAGGAACAGGUUUUCCUAUCCGACAGCAUCAACGAGAUCAUGGAUGAAUUAUCUCUGGAAGAUGCACUGGGUCCUGAUCCUUCAAGUGCUGGCACAUUGAAUGCAGGUGCCACAAAUCCACAACCAGGGCAGCAGGGACCGCCGGGACAGCAGGGACCGCCGGGACCUUGGCCAGGGCAGCCGGGGCCUUGGCCGGGGCAGCCUGGGCAGCCGGGACCUUGGCCGGGGCAGCCUGGGCAGCCGGGACCUUGGCCUGGGCAGCCGGGACCUUGGCCGGGGCAGCCUGGGCAGCCGGGACCUUGGCCUGGGCAGCCGGGACCUUGGCCUGGGCAGCCGGAGCAGCCGGGACCUUGGCCGGGACAGCCAGGGCAGCCGGGACCUCCGUGCCCUGUUUCGUUGCCAGUACCUUAUGAACUUCCUAUCCAAGGAGGUUGGAUUCCAAUGAAAUUGUUGGUAAUUGAGGCGACUGUCAAAAUGAAUGUUGACAAAUUUGCCAUCGAUGUCUACUCCGGCCAGGAUAUUGUUUUUCAUUUCAAUGUUCGCUUCAAGGAAGGUGGCCAUCAUCAAGCUAUUGUUCGAAAUAGCAGGAUUAGAAAUGAGUGGGGUGCAGAAGAAAGAGGUAUACCAGGCUUUCCAUUCAAGAAAGGAGAAUAUUUUAAAUUACUGAUUCUUGGUGAAGCAGCACAAUACAAGGUGGCUGUGAAUCAACAACAUUUGAUUGAAUUCAAACAUCGAUUUAAGAGUUUGAAAGAAGUGACCAAGGUCAACAUCUAUGGUGAUAUUACUCUGCAUAAGGUGGCUAUGAUGUAAACUCUGGAAACUAUUUUAAAGUGACUGCUGGCACUUGGAUAUAUGCAAACACAGGCACUUCUUACUAAUUGGUAAACUCUUACUUAAUUCACUUUAUGAUACUAGUACCUCUGAAUCAAUUCCAGGAUUAAUUAAAUUGUAAAGGCACAGAAACAGACCAUUCAGCCUAUCGAGCCUCUGGCAGUGUGUGAUCCAUAUUGUCUCACCUCACUUCUUGCUUACAUGCCUUUCAUUGCGUCUUAAUUUUUUUAACCACUGAUUAAUUGUUUUUAGAAUACUUCAUGGACUCUACUUAAUGGUUGGGAGUUCUUUAUCUCUGAGAAUUGUUUCUCAGCCUUUCAUUUUCUUAUGUAUGGUUGUGCGAAAUGUGUUUUUUUGGUGUAAAAACACAGUCAUUAUUUAACAUUAUUUUAACCCUUUAAAAUCUUGAAAACCAACUCCUAAAAUCUAACCCUGAAGAGGAAAACCCCCUCCUUUCUCAAAUCUCCCUUCAUUACUGUAAGUUAUUUUUGUUACAGCUUUAAAGUGAACAAAUGCUGUAUAUUUUUCAUAACUUUCAUACCUUUAUAGUAUAGUUUUUACAACUACAUGCAGUAUUCCAUCUCCAAUUUAAAUAGGUAUAUUGCUUUUCAUCAAAUUACUGCAGUCACGCAAAACACAAUCAUCCUUCCCUAUGAUAUGCGCAACUUUAUGACUUUAUGUAGUUCACGAUUGAACCACAACUUUAGCAUCCACCAGACACGUUAGUAAUAACAAAAUGCCUCAGUACAAGAAAAUUGACUAAAAUUUGAGGAAUAUUAUCAUGUGUAAAUUGACUGAGCUUUAUAUUUGCUUAUAUAAUAAAAGUGACCAAAAUAUAUGUAUA
Molecule: messenger RNA, 1743 nt
Organism: Pristis pectinata (smalltooth sawfish)
Lineage: Eukaryota; Metazoa; Chordata; Chondrichthyes; Rhinopristiformes; Pristidae
Product: galectin-3-like
Exons: 8
Coding region: 108-878 (256 amino acids)
Biological process (GO): monocyte chemotaxis; negative regulation of endocytosis; neutrophil chemotaxis
Cellular component (GO): immunological synapse; nucleus
Molecular function (GO): carbohydrate binding; IgE binding; laminin binding
Source: RefSeq, a predicted model, not a curated record